Messenger RNA from Trichobilharzia szidati, 1014 nucleotides. Lineage: Eukaryota; Metazoa; Platyhelminthes; Trematoda; Strigeidida; Schistosomatidae. The record is from the annotation of a GenBank genome assembly.
UCAUUUCAUUGUAAUUGUUUCAUACGUUGCAUUCAUGCAUAGUUUCAGGUUUUUAGUUGUUUUUCCGCUAAUACUGAACUAGUACUGUCUAGAAGUUUUGGAAAUUAUGCGCAUGAGCAUGUUUGGAUGGCGGAAGCGGUUGUUUCCAGUUCAUUCGUUGGUUGCCGUUAUUGUUGCUGGCUCAGUUGCUUACUUAACAUGUAGAAAUCUGGAAAAAACAAUGUCUGUCACAUUCAUGUUUACAGCAUGCAGCAAUAUACGAGUCAGUCUGAUGAGGAAAAUACAAUCAGAGUUGAUAUUAGCAAAGUUUUCGAAGAGCAAAUUAAACCUGAAGAAUUUAGAACCUGGGAUGACGUUGAAAAAGCUUUGAAGCUUUUUGAGAAGUUAACAAACACCCGGUAUAUUGUGAAAGAAUCGAAAUUAAAUAAGGAUGAGCCACAUGUGAAGUAUGACUAUGCGGUGUAUGUAUGUACUUUUGGAUACAAAAGGAAAUCCGUAAGCAAUCACAUCCGCCUUAGAGGAUCUAAAUACUGUGGUUGCCCAUCAAUGAUACGAAUCCGAUAUCAUUGCAAUGAAUUCAUUAUACCAUCUGUAUAUAUGAUUCAUAAUCACUAUUGCACUCGUGAUUAUUUAAUGAAGGAUGCUAGAGCACGCAAAUUAGAUGAGUCUGAACUUUCUAUAGUUAAGCCGAUGCUGUCUGUUUCAUCCGAUCCUGAGAAGGUUAUUGAUUACGUUGCAGAACGAUUCCAAAAAAGGAUGACGUACAAUGAUCUACGAAAUAUAAGAGCUACUGUAGUUGAAGAUUGUGAUUUACAGUCAGUGGUUUUUUCCAGAUUACACCAAGCUGGCAAAUUGGUUAUAAUUCGGGGUGAAAACGAUGGAAGAAUAAAAAUAGCAUGUUUUAGUUCAAAUAGGCAAAUCGAAAUUUACCACAAAUUCCCUGAGGUCGUGAGUUUCGAUUCCACCUACAACACUAAUAGAGGAAAGUAGGUGUAAAUGUUUUCUACAUCAAAU